CUUCCUGUACGCGGAUGAUGAUGAUGAUGAUGAUCGGGUUAUGUUAAUUACAUAAGCAAAACGUAAAAGCUUCGCGGGAAAAGGUGAAAAAAUGGCGACGUGCACUGACUGCAUUUCUGCGCCGCUUGUGCUGUAAAAACACCAGAAACUCCCUUAAACAUCGCGAAUGGGACAUCGGGCUGCCAGAGGAGGACUAUCUGCACUUUUUGGCGCGUUUUACCCGCGGGACUGGAGAGAAAUCAAAGCGGAAGUGUAGGUGUUUCUACAGUCAGCAUGUUGGAAUCGGCCUGUCGGGACGGAUAUCUGACUGUCGGGUCGGAACCUCUAGAACCCAAGCACCUGCUUCCCAAGAAAGAGAAACCCUGCAGUGACCAAGAGACCAACUUGACCGUGGGCCAGUACGUCCUGUGCCGCUGGUCUGACGGCCUUUACUACCUGGGCAAAAUCCAGAGAGUGAGCACCUCAAAACAGAGUUGCUUUGUGACGUUUGAAGACAACUCCAAGUUCUGGGUGCUUUGGAAAGACAUACAGCAUGCUGGUGUCCCUGGGGAAGAACCAAAAUGCUCAGUGUGUUCUGACAUGUCUCUAGUUCCUGGUAAUGAAAUCCUUAUCUGCGGGAAGUGUGGAAUAGGCUAUCACCAGCUCUGCCACUUGCCCCCAGUGGAGAGCUCAGCUGACCUGCCCCCAUGGUUCUGCAGGAAGUGCAUUUUUGCCUUAGCUGUGAGAAAAGGGGGAGCUCUGAAAAAAGGGCCAAUCUCCAAAGCGCUACAGGCCAUGAAGCAGGUGCUGACUUAUAAUCCAGAGGAUCUGGAGUGGGACUCUUUGCAUCGUACGAACCAUCAGCAGUGCUACUGUUACUGCGGAGGACCCGGAGAGUGGUACCUGAAAAUGCUGCAAUGUUUUCGCUGCGAGCAGUGGUUUCAUGAGGCGUGUACGCAGUGCCUUCAGGAGUCCAUGAUGUUUGGAGAUAGGUUUUACUUGUUCAUUUGUGCGGUGUGCAAUAAAGGAGUGGAAUACAUCAAGCGGCUGGCUCUCAGAUGGGUGGAUGUGGUCCAUCUUGCCCUGUACAACCUAGGAGUCCAAAGUAAGAAGAAAUACUUUGAACUGGAAGAGAUCCUUACCUUCAUCAGCAACAACUGGGAUCAUUUCCAGAUGGGCAAGCUCUCCAAUACCCCUCUGUCUGAACGAGGCCAGUUUAUUCUUGAUGCCCUCAACAACUAUAAAAGCAAGUUUCUCUGUGGGAAGGAGAUCAAGAAGAGGAAAUGCAUUUUCCGACUAAGGACAAGGGUCCCUCCUAACCCUCCAUCUAAGUUGUUCCCAGAGAAGGCCCAGAACAGCGAGGGCCACAGGGGCCACAAAAAAGGGGCCAGCAGAAGCAGUAACUCUGUUCCUGCAGAGAAGCGGAGAAAGAAGAGGUCCAAGUGGCUGCUGGAGGAUGCAAUUCCUAAUAAUGACCUCACCUCUGCCUGGGGCACCAAUCAUCACAUGGCCAACAUCUUCGACUUCACGCUGGACGAGCUGCAGAGUUUAAAGAGCACCAGUUCAGGACAAACAUUCAGUUUGGACCAGGACUCCACCGACGCAGCCAGUACUUCUGGUUCAGCCACCACCAGCGUCUCCUAUGACUUCAGGAAAAAUGUGGGCAGUCGGAAGAGGAAGUUGCCCUCCUCUAAUUACACUGUGCUGGCCACAAAAAGAGAGAUGGUGGAACGUGAGCUCAGCCCCAUCAGCAUGCCUGGAGAAGAGAGUAACGUCAUGAUGGAGAACAGCAUCGACAGCCACACCUUUGAGAGCAUCAGCGAGGACGAUUCUUCGCUGUCUCACCUCAAGUCUUCCAUCACCAGCUAUUUCGGGGCGGCCGGCAGGCUCACCUGCGGGGAGAAGUAUCAGGUUCUGGCUCGUAGGAUCACACCUGAAGGAAAGGUGCAGUAUUUAGUGGAGUGGGAAGGAACCACACCUUACUGAACAUCACAGAACAGCAGAUGGAUAACUCCCCAUAGUCUUUCCCUACAUCGCUUUUCUGAAAGCCAUAGUUUCAGAGCUCUAGUUUUGUUUUUGUUGUUUCCCCACAAACCACAUAAGUGUUUUUUUUCUGAUAUUCUGGUCUUAUAUCAAGUCUUUGUUUUUCUUGAAGUCAUUUACAGUGUCUUUUUAGGGCACUUUAAACAUCACAAACAUGAAUCAGUCUGGUAACGCAUACUCACUUUACACAGUAUAACAGCCGGUAUUACAGUAGGUAGCAGAUAAAGGACAGUAUUACGUAACAUGAAGUCAUUCCAGUUUAGUUUUUCAGAUUCAAACCGUUUAAGAGCAUUCGCCCCUGUGAGUUUCAGUUAAGUUUUGAGUUUAAUAAAACAUGGAGCGCUCAUCUCCAAGAGUAUUUCUGCAGAAGGAAUAUAUAGCGACAUUUAUUUGUUCACCUAAGAUUAACAGUGGUACUUUUUAGCUGUUAAAAUAUUAGUCAGCACUUUCGUUCUUUCCUUUUCAACCAUAAUAUUUGAAUUUGUUCUUGGUGAUUAUAUAACCAAAGUGAAGCAAAUAUUGCUUUGAGAAGUAUUUUUUUUUUUUCUAUUUUAUAUACUUUUGUAUGCUCUGGCAUGUCAGAUUGGAUAUACAAGACCUGCUUUAAAAAAGCAGAAGGAAACCGAUCGUCUGCAUUUCAUUUCAAUAGAAUCUAGGCUCUUUACCCACAUGUGACCGUCAAAUCAAUGUUUUCUACAAGCUAUCCAAAGAUUGUUGUUAUAUUUGAGCUGGAUCUGUAAGGGGAUUCGUCCACUUAUCAGAUUAUUGGAUUGACUGGAAAAUUGAAAGUAAUGUGAAGUUUUAAAGCUGUCAGGUUCUAUCAUUUGACUUCAUUAGUUUUAUAGUACACAACAUUACGGUAUUAAAAAUACUUUAUUAUUUACAUGUAUAUAAUUGGAUAUAAGAUUAGCCCCAUUUUAUUAUUGCACUAUUAACAUGUUUUAUCAGCUAUGCAAGCUAUUAUUGGAUAAAUGUACCUAUAUUUUCUAAUUGAUUUUAAAGGAAAAAAUGUAUAAAAAUAUAUUUCAAGUAUUUACUUUUUACUUUUAUAAUAUUACCCCCAAUGGAAAAGCAUUUGUGAAAUUGAACACAGAUUGAACAAAACAAUUUUUUUUUUUUUUUAUUAAGUUUUUGUCAACUUGAUCACAUUUAAAGAGGAGUUUUAUAUUUUGGUUACGAGUUUAACAAGGUUCAGAAGAGAGACAAAAUGUAUUUGUAUAAGAUUAAAAUAAAAUAGUUUUGAAUGCUUUUAUGACUAUUUCUAUACAUCACACUCAACGUUGUACAUGGUUAACAUGUACGUUUUUUUUGGAACAGUGUUCAAACAUGUUAAAUGUGUAAACUUGCAUGUGUCAUUAUUCAUUCAUUCCUGUUUCAGACCAUUAAAACAGUUUGUCAGCAAUAA
Molecule: messenger RNA, 3427 nt
Organism: Rhinichthys klamathensis goyatoka
Lineage: Eukaryota; Metazoa; Chordata; Actinopteri; Cypriniformes; Leuciscidae
Gene: phf19
Product: PHD finger protein 19
Exons: 15
Coding region: 274-1965 (563 amino acids)
Biological process (GO): regulation of DNA-templated transcription; chromatin organization
Cellular component (GO): nucleus
Molecular function (GO): DNA binding; chromatin binding
Source: RefSeq, a predicted model, not a curated record